AUGACCACCAAAUACCAGUCCGUGGCUCUUGAGGCCAAGCUGGCCAAGACAGUGGAGCACCCACUCGACCAUGCCAGCUUGGUUUCCAAGCUCUUCUUCUCGUGGGCGACGCCGCUGUUGUCUUUGGGGAACGAGCGGCAGUUGGACUCGUCCGAUAUUUGGGCCCUCCAGGACGACUACCGGUGCCACGUCACCAGUGCUACGUUCGAGCCAACCUUUUCCAAGUCGCGGUCGAUUCUGUGGACCAUUUUCAGGACGUACGGGUGGCGGUUUGCGUUUAUUGGAGUGUUGCAGAUCGCCACAGUAGGGUGCACGUUGUAUGGGCCGGUGGUGCUUCGUCAGAUUCUGUCGGCCGUGGAAACCAACACGUUCGACGUGCGGGCCAUUUUGCAGCUGAUUGCGUCGCUGUUUGUGGUCAAGCUGGUCGCAGCGCUGCUGUCGGCGCACUCGAGUUUGGAGAACCAGCUCAUUUCCGUGAAAAUCACGUCGGCGCUCCAGCACUUACUGUACCAAAAGACCAUGCAACUGGACUCGAAAUUCCGCCGCGAAAAAACCGCCGGCGAAAUCUCCAACAUGUUUUCCAACGACAUUCAAUGGAUCAUCAACUUUUCCAUCAACGCUAACCAGCUGUGGCUCGUGCCAGUACAAGUGGUCGUGACGCUCAUGAUGUUGUACGACGUGAUUGGGUGGGCCACGUUUGUGGGCGCCGGCGUGAUUGUGCUCACUCUUGUGGCCAACCAUUUCGUGUCCGUGCUCAUUCGCAACGGGUUCGACGACGUCAUGCAGAAGAAGGACACGCGCAUGAAAACGAUCAACGAAGUAUUUGGCGCCAUGCAAAUCAUCAAGUUGAAUGCAUGGGAAGAGCGCUUUGGCGACAAGAUCACCGCCGAACGCACGGACGAACUGGCGGCGCUGUGGCGAAUCUUUGUGCGCACGAGCAUGAGCACAGUCGUCUUGUACCUUGGGCCUGUGGUCGUGACCAUCGUGUCGUUUGCCACAUACACGAUGGUCAUGCACGAGUCUUUGAGUGCCGCCAAGAUGUUUACGGCCCUCACGCUGUUCAAUCUACUCAAGUGGCCACUGAGCGGACUUCCCUACGUGAUCACCACGUUCAUGCAAGCGUUGGUGGCGUUGAAGCGGUUUAUGGAGUUCCUCGACUUGGCCGAAAAGGACACGAGCGCUGUGUGGACCCCUGGCACGACAUCUGCCUCGGAUCUUGCCUCGUACGCGGCCAAGGGGUAUGAUAUCUCGGUGGAACAGGCCAGCUUUGGCUGGGACGCUGCCAAGCCCCUCUUCAAGGACGUCAACUUGAAGGUCAAGCGAGGCGAGUUUGUGGUCGUGCAUGGCUCGGUGGGCGAAGGCAAGUCGUCGCUGUGUGCCGCCUUGUUGGGUGAAAUGGACAAGUACGAAGGAACCGUGUUUGUGGGGGGUCGCGUCGCGUACUUUUCGCAGCAAGCGUGGAUUCAAAACAUGUCCGUCCGCGAAAACAUCCUCUUUGGCCACCCCUAUGACCGCCGUGUGCGUUGUCGAAAGACCUGA
Messenger RNA from Aphanomyces astaci, 1539 nucleotides. RefSeq lists its product as hypothetical. NCBI's taxonomy places the organism in Eukaryota, Oomycota, Saprolegniomycetes, Saprolegniales, Verrucalvaceae. The record is from RefSeq and is a predicted model, not a curated record. The transcript is spliced from 2 exons. Gene Ontology annotation, molecular function: ATP hydrolysis activity; ABC-type transporter activity; ATP binding. Gene Ontology annotation, biological process: transmembrane transport. Gene Ontology annotation, cellular component: membrane. Bases 1 to 1539 code for a protein of 512 amino acids.